AUGAAGAAGAGAACCCUCUUUUCAAGUAAAAACCGCCACAUAAAGAAUAAAAACUACCUUCGGAAGAAGAACAAAUAUUUCACUGACCAAAAAUUCCUUCGAAAGUUUAAAAAGUUUGCGAAAUCUGAUGAACCAAAGAAGGAGUUAGUUCGCAGUGACCCCAUAAAAGACUUCUUCUUCACGCCCGAGCGGGUCCAUGCGGAUGGACAGCCAGGAAAGAAAACAGUAGAGGGGAAAGAAGAAGGGGACGAGACAGACAUAGAAACCGCCAAUGGAGACCACAGCCAAGAAGACCAAAGGGAGGAUUCUCCAAUAAUCACAGACCGCAACAACAACGGCACACAUCCCCUACGUGGGAACAAAACAAAAGGGAGUGCUACGAAAAAAAAAAACACUCCUGCAUCGCAGGAACGUCCCGAGGGCAGCAGCGAGGAUGAAACUCAAACGGAGCACCAAAGGAACAACCACGGGAAGCAUGGAAAAUCCGUGUAUAGCAAAGAAAUUAAUAUAGUUUCUAUGAAAAGGAAGCAGAGGGAGUUGUACUUGAAGGAGAAAGAAGCUGCAAUUCAGAAAAGUGAACAAGAAAAAAAACAAAAAAAAAUGAUAAGAAUUAAAAAGUUUAAAAAAUUAAAUAGAAAAACAAAGAAGGGUCAGCCAAUCAUGAAAAAUUUGAUAAAUCAUUUGUUAAAAAAGAUAUGA
Plasmodium coatneyi is the source of this 699-nucleotide messenger RNA. RefSeq lists its product as uncharacterized. NCBI's taxonomy places the organism in Eukaryota, Apicomplexa, Aconoidasida, Haemosporida, Plasmodiidae. The coding region runs from base 1 to 699 and encodes 232 amino acids. The record is from RefSeq and is a predicted model, not a curated record. Gene Ontology annotation, cellular component: nucleus. The transcript has a single exon.